Messenger RNA from Bradysia coprophila, 2134 nucleotides. RefSeq names its product steroid receptor seven-up. Lineage: Eukaryota; Metazoa; Arthropoda; Insecta; Diptera; Sciaridae. The record is from RefSeq and is a predicted model, not a curated record. Gene Ontology annotation, molecular function: DNA-binding transcription factor activity; zinc ion binding; sequence-specific DNA binding. Gene Ontology annotation, biological process: regulation of DNA-templated transcription.
ACAUGGUGUGAGGAGGAAAAUUUAUCUUAAAAUUAUGGGAGUGAGAUCAUCGUAACAGGUACAGAGUGCGGUCGAGUCGGGUCGGGUCGUGUACUUUAUACUCUCCGAUAUUGUAGUCUCUAGUCUGCCUGUGGAAGGCCUUUUGAAUGGUUGUGUGGUGGUGUUGUUGUGUGAAUAUUUUAUGGUUAAAUUAAAUGCAACGAAUAGACGACUAGUGCUGCUGUAAAUUUUCGAAUCCACCGACGCAAAUUUGUUCAUGGUGUUUUAUCGGCUUUGUUUGUGACUCUACGGAAAUUAUAUAUAUUUGUGUGUGAGUGACAGUUUUAAAGUAGCGACAUAGUUACAAAGGACUGAAGUGAUUAUAUAGGGAUAUUGAACGGACGGUGCUUUUUUUUUCCCUCGACAGUUUUCACAACCAAACUCAAAAUUUUGUUCUUCGACAAAAACGCUCCACCAAACGGAGCCAACAACAACACUAUUAUCACUCACAAUUCGUUUAGUGUAUAUGGCGGUGGCGUUCCAUGUACGUCACCGUCUGCUGCAACCGGGUUCUUCACACCCCGAGGUUCCGACAGUGAAAGUAGUCCACUCGAAUUGGGCUUUUCACGCAACAUGACUCUGGUGGCCCAUCCACCGCCAACGGUGUGGCGAGAUCCGAAUUUAGGAUCUCAGUACACGGCCGGCGAUGGAUAUGGAACAACAUCGUUACCCGUACCGACGACAAGUUCGAUUGACUUGAAGCAGGAGAUAAAUGGAGUACAUGGUGGUACGAAUGGUGAUGCUUCGCCGGACAAAAAAGAUGUGCUUGAGUGUGUUGUUUGCGGUGAUAAAAGUUCGGGAAAACAUUACGGUCAACUGACAUGUGAAGGCUGCAAAUCGUUUUUCAAGCGUUCGGUACGAAGGAAUUUAUCGUAUACCUGCCGUGGCAAUCGUAACUGUCCAAUUGACCAGCAUCACAGAAAUCAGUGUCAAUUUUGUCGAUAUAAAAAAUGCGUCCGAAUGGGAAUGCGACGUGAAGGUAAGAUUAGAUCUGUGCAAAAGGGCCGAAUACCAAACUCUCAGACAAACGGCAUGAUCGGAAUGUACAGCCAAUAUGGAUUCACGAACGGUGAUGUGUCCAAUAUCAAUUGCCAUCCAUACCUCAGUUCCUACAUAUCGCUACUGUUGCGCGCCGAACCGUAUCCGGCCACACGAUACGGCCAGUGCGUCCAACCGACCAACAUCAUGGCCAUCGAUAACAUUUGCGAAUUUGCGGCCAAACUGCUAUUCUCGGCCGUUGAAUGGACCAAGAACAUACCGUUUUUCCCGGAACUGCAAGUGACCGAUCAAGUGGCACUGUUACGUUUGGUCUGGUCGGAAUUGUUCGUAUUGAAUGCAUCGCAAUGUUCGAUGCCAUUGCAUGUGGCUCCACUGUUGGCUGCUGCUGGUCUACAUGCGUCACCCUUGGCCGCCGAUCGUGUGGUGGCUUUUAUGGAUCACAUACGAAUAUUUCAGGAGCAGGUGGAGAAGCUGAAAGCAUUACAUGUGGAUUCGGCUGAAUUUUCCUGCUUGAAAGCAAUCGUUCUGUUCACAACGGAUGCCUGUGGUCUAUCUGAUGUUGCUCACAUUGAAUCAUUGCAAGAGAAAUCUCAAUGCGCUCUCGAAGAAUAUUGCCGUACACAAUACCCAAAUCAACCAAUUCGAUUCGGUAAACUACUACUCCGUCUUCCAUCUCUCAGAAUGGUAUCACCAGCUGUCAUUCAACAAUUGUUCUUCUCUCGAUUGGUGGGUAAAACGCCAGUGGAAACACUGAUACGAGACAUACUGUUAACUGGUGGUGGUAAUUGUUCCUGGCCGUAUCUAACACCGAUGUGACAUCCAUUAUGGAGACAUUUAUCGCCAUCUGAUUAAGUGCUUAAAUGAAAUGAUCGAGUACCUUAAACAAAAUCACCAACAAAAUGUUUUGCGUUGUGCCGUCAGAGAACAAUGCUGUGACGAGGAAACAAAGAAAGACGCAAAAUAUUUUUGAGUAAUUUAUUUUGUAUUUGAGCGAUUUGAAGCAAUAUUGAAUUUCAAGCCGAACUAAUUAGUUGAACAAUAUACCUAUCUGUGAUAUUGAAAAUGAAUAAAGAGAAAAAAUGAUCCUUGGAAAAAU